AUGAGGACGGGUGUAAAGUACCUAACACUGAUAGUAAUCUCAGAACCAGAGUUAACAAUCACAGAAAGUACCUCUGAAGAUGAGUGUUUGAUUCUUGUAAGUGAUGGCUUGUGGGAUGUCUUCUCAAAUGAUUUGGCUUGUGAAGUGGCUCGCAAGUGCCUCCACGAGGAAGGUUCCUCCUCUACUGUGGCCAGAAUCCUCAAUGUGGAAACUCUGGAUGAAGAUACUGGGACAAAACAAGUGAACCAAUCGAGAUGCCCUCUUGUAGUUGCAUUACUCACUUGCCUUGCGCUGGGACAAAAGAGCUCAAAUAACAUUAGUGUCAUUGUCAUUGAUUUAAAAAUAGGUUCGGAUGAAAGGAAUUGGAGAGAUUCACUACCCAGUUCCAACUUUGAGGAGGAGAAACAGAAAGAUGUAAAGGUUUUAUAA
This is a messenger RNA of Telopea speciosissima, 429 nucleotides long. RefSeq names its product probable protein phosphatase 2C 75. Gene Ontology annotation, molecular function: protein serine/threonine phosphatase activity. Gene Ontology annotation, cellular component: nucleus; cytosol. The transcript has a single exon. Lineage: Eukaryota; Viridiplantae; Streptophyta; Magnoliopsida; Proteales; Proteaceae. Bases 1 to 429 code for a protein of 142 amino acids. The record is from RefSeq and is a predicted model, not a curated record. Gene Ontology annotation, biological process: protein dephosphorylation.